Perognathus longimembris pacificus (Pacific pocket mouse) is the source of this 1374-nucleotide messenger RNA. RefSeq names its product snail family transcriptional repressor 1 (gene Snai1). The record is from RefSeq and is a predicted model, not a curated record. The transcript has 3 exons. Bases 53 to 859 code for a protein of 268 amino acids. Gene Ontology annotation, biological process: regulation of transcription by RNA polymerase II. Gene Ontology annotation, molecular function: RNA polymerase II cis-regulatory region sequence-specific DNA binding; DNA-binding transcription factor activity, RNA polymerase II-specific. Lineage: Eukaryota; Metazoa; Chordata; Mammalia; Rodentia; Heteromyidae.
CUAGCGAGAGCAGCUCCCUGCGGACCCCCGCGACCCGGCGACCUCGGCCACUAUGCCGCGCUCCUUCCUGGUCAGGAAGCCUUCCGACCCCCGCCGGAAGCCCAACUACAGCGAGCUGCAGGACUCGUCCCUGGAGUUCACCUUCCAGCAGCCCUAUGACCAGGCUCACCUGCUGGCCGCCAUCCCGCCGCCCGAGGUCCUCAACCCCACAGCCUCCCUGCCCACCCUCAUCUGGGACUCCCUCCUGCUACCCCAAGUCCAGCCGCUGGCCUGGGGUGCCCUGCAGCCCCAGGAGAGCCCCAAGGCGGCGGUGGAGCUGACCUCGCUGUCGGAUGAGGACAGCGGGAAGGGCUCGCAGCCGCCCAGCCCGCCUUCGCCGGCCCCGUCCACCCUCUCGUCCACCUCGGCCUCUUCCCUGGAGGCCGAGGCCUACGCCGCCUUCCCUGCCUUAGGCCAACUGCCCAAGCAGCUGGCCCUCCACUCCCAGCUCUCCGCGGCCAGGGACCCCCAGGCCCGCAAGGCCUUCAACUGCAAAUACUGCAACAAGGAGUACCUCAGCCUGGGCGCCCUCAAGAUGCACAUCCGGAGCCACACGCUGCCCUGCGUGUGCCCCACCUGCGGGAAGGCCUUCUCCCGGCCCUGGCUGCUGCAGGGCCACGUCCGCACCCACACCGGUGAGAAGCCCUUCUCCUGCCCCCACUGCAGCCGGGCCUUCGCCGACCGCUCCAACCUGCGCGCGCACCUGCAGACGCACUCGGAGGUGAAGAAGUACCAGUGCCAGGCGUGCGCGCGCACCUUCUCCCGCAUGUCCCUCCUGCACAAGCACCGGGAGGCGGGCUGCGCCGCCGGCCCCCGCUGACCCGCCCUCCCGCGCCUCUCAGCUGCGCGGCGUGUGGGGCCCGCAGGACUUUGGCUCUGACCUCUGCCCCGGCCUCCGGGGCCGUCCGUGGGGACGGGAUGGCCGCCCCGCCGGGCCCUCGCCCUGGAGCCGCCUCCGGGGGCCCCCGCCUCGGGUGUGCGCAUCCAGAGCUGUUCCACGCAGCUGCUUUGAGCUACAGAAGCCAUCAGACCGGGACGCUCCCGCCCCCACUCGGGGGACCCCGCUGCCCCCCGCCCCAGGAACCCUGGGUGCAGCCCUGCAGCAGUCCCACCCCACAGGGGUGGGCAGGAGGCUGCCUGGACUGGAGGCGGCCCCCCCGUGUGUCAUGGUGACGCCUGGUUCACCCUCAGGGACCGAGUGAUAGCCAUCGCCUGGCCCAGCAAGGCCCCCAGAACCCCCACACCUCCUCUGGGGCCGACAGGCGUCCUGGGAGCAAGAUGUUUACAUUUUUAAAGGUACACUGGUAUUUAUAUUACAAGCAACAUUUUGUAUUA